GUCAGCUGAUCUGCCCACGAGUCAAGGACAGAAUGAUUAGCUGUGGUCCUUUUCCGUAAUGAGGGUUGCUCUCUCCCCCUCGGUUUAUAUUACACUUUUAUUUUUAUUUUUUUAAAGUUAAACAGUAUUGAAUUGGUCAGAAAUCGAUUAUAUGACUUGCUUUUCUCUAGGCUUUCAUAAAGGAAAGCUGGCAGACCUGUCACAACUCGGACUGCGGAAGUGUACUACACUUCCUCUUUGUUGACAUAUCGGGGUCGCAGCCGAACAAAACACCGUACCUCACUGUACCUCAGGAAGUGAAUAUAAAAUGUUGUGAUGGUGACAUGAGUGUUUAUUAUGCGGGACGCUGUUUUAGAAGACGCUCGUCAACGUUUUGUGUGCAUUUACGGCAGAGUGAAAUAGUUGCAAGCCACAGCUUCACUGCUAAGUAACACGAACAAUGCGGUUCACAGCUGUUCCCUACGACCUGGGUUUGCUGUGCUGGGUCAUAGUACUGGUCUCGGUGCCGAUAGGGACCUCUUUGCCGAUCCAGGAGAACGCGAAACCAGACAUAACGUUUCUGGAGGAAGUCGGUCGUCUCAGGGUCGGGUUCAACUGGCAAAACCUGACCUGUCCGGUGUGUAAAACCCUCUUCACCAUCCUUGACAUCGCUCUGCUGAGUGAUGUGAACGAAGAGCGGAUUGCGAAGGUCGCGGGCGACGCCUGUAUUCGCCUCCAUCUGGCUGACGAGCAGGUCUGUCGUCAAAUCACAGAGCUGUUCAGAGAUGACUUCAUCAGGGCUUUGCAGCGGUCUCUCUUGUGGCCGUCCGAGGCCUGUGCCCUGCUCGUGGGGAAGUCGUGUGGACACUUCGACAUCUACGCCACAUGGAAUGUCACCCUCCCCCGGGUCCCCAAACCCCCUGUCACUCCUCCCACACCUCCCCGGCCAGGUGCUCCUCAGAGCAGGGUCCUGUUCCUCACGGAUAUCCACUGGGACAAGGACUAUGCUGUGGGUAGCUCUGCGGACUGUAAGGCCCCUCUGUGUUGCCGUAACGACUCCGGGUCUCCCCGGCGACACCGGAUGGAGGCUGGGUUCUGGGGCUCCUACAGCAAAUGUGACCUGCCUUUGAGAACGGUGGAGAACCUGUUGGAGAACGCAGCCAGAAACGGCCCGUGGGACUGGGUCUACUGGACCGGAGACAUACCGGCCCAUAACGUCUGGUCCCAAACCAGGAACCAGCAGCUGUCUGAGCUCACCGUCGUCACCCGGCUCAUACGCAGUCACCUUGGGAACGUGGCUGUGUACCCUGCGAUCGGUAACCAUGAGAGCACCCCGGUUAACAGUUUCCCCCCGCCCUUCGUCCAUGGCAACCGGUCAUCCAGCUGGCUCUAUGACACCAUGGCUGAGGAGUGGGCGCCGUGGUUACCAGAAGAGGCCCUGAAGACUCUUAGACACGGUGGGUUCUACACGGCCCAGGUCCAGCCGGGCCUGCGAGUGAUUUCCCUCAACAUGAACUUCUGCGCCAGGGAGAACUACUGGCUGCUGGUCAACUCGACCGACCCAGCCAACCAGCUGCAGUGGCUCGUCCAGAUAUUACAGACCAGUGAGGACGAGGGGGAGAAGGUUCACAUAAUUGGUCACAUUCCUCCUGGUCUGUGUCUGAGCAGUUGGAGUUGGAACUACUACCACAUCAUCAACAGGUAUGAAAGUACCAUCAUGGGUCAGUUCUUCGGCCACACCCACGUUGAUGAGUUCCAGAUGUUUUAUGAUGAGGAGACUAUGACGAGGGCUUUGGGCGUGGCCUACAUCGCACCCUCAGCCACCACUUACGUCAACCUGAACCCAGGUUACCGGGUCUACCUGGUGGACGGUAACUAUGACGGCAGCUCCCGGUUCGUCCUGGACCACGAGACAUACAUCCUAAACCUGACCGAGGCUAACCACAAGCCCGGCGGGUUCUCCACCCUCACCCCUGACCCCGAACCCAAAUGGACCCUCCUCUACCGCGCGUCCGAGGCCUACGGCGUCUCCUCCCUCUUCCCGUCGGACUGGGACGGCCUGAUCCGGACCUUCCUCCAGGACGACCGGGCGUUCCAGCGGUUCUGGUAUCUUCGGCACAAAGGCCACGUUUCGGAGCCGUGCAUUGACACCUGUAAGACCUCCGUUCUCUGUUUCCUCCGGUCGGGGAGGUAUGAAGAACUGGAGCGCUGUGACUUGUUGCAGGACCCAGCGGGCCGGGCGGUCAGAUCGGUCCGGAAGACCCUGUGUUGAUUUGGGUCAGGUUCUUGUCUUGGGUUGACGUUAAGUUGCUGGAGGGUGGGGAAGUUGGGUCUGUCUGGGUAAAUGCACCCUGAUGGUGUGGGGUUCAUCCACUGAGGAACCACGCUGAGAUGAGGCCUUCAAACCUCACAUGUUCAUUGUCAAGUCUUCCACAGUUGGCAUUCAUUGUAUUGAUUUAGAAAUGUAAAGUACCUAAUGGUGUCCCAGAUGCUGUGAGUGAAUGGGUUGGGUGGACAGACCAGUAUAGAAAAUAUGUGGUGAUUAAAUCACUUGACACUAUUUUUGGAUUGAGCUGCAGCUAUUACCUGUCUUUCCGCUCAUAUGGACAUUUAGGUGCCGGUUUUCACAAAUAUUAAGCUCCUGAAAUAAAAAAAGAAUCAAUUGAAAAAAAAAAUCUUUUUUUUGUCCAGGACUAGGCUUAAUCUGAGUGUGAAAUCUCCCCUUGGUGUGUUCAUAUAACCAGCUACUGAACUUUGCCGGGAUCCAAUCGGAUCACACUUGGCUGUGUUUUACGUGUGAGCAUCACAAAAGGUUUGAGUUACUGCAAACCCAAAAAUGUUCCCUCUGAAAGCUGCAUUGCUGAUGGAUUCCAAUCAGAUUGGUAUUGUGAAAAAUCUGCCUUAAGAUUGAGUUAUUUGAUGCACAUCCCUUCCAAAUCACCGGUUAUUAAUGUGACAAUAUUAGAAUGUACAGCAAUACUUCCCUGCACUUUAAUUUUCCUUUUUGUCUGUAUUGUAUAUGUGGAACACUUGAAAUGAAUGAAAAUAUGAAUAUAUUGUUGGAAAAUAAAGAUGCGCUUAGAGAUUGACAAA
Messenger RNA from Esox lucius (northern pike), 3072 nucleotides. It is a transcript of the gene smpd1, whose product is annotated as sphingomyelin phosphodiesterase 1. The record is from RefSeq and is a predicted model, not a curated record. Gene Ontology annotation, cellular component: lysosome. The transcript has 9 exons. Gene Ontology annotation, molecular function: acid sphingomyelin phosphodiesterase activity. The coding region runs from base 440 to 2251 and encodes 603 amino acids. Gene Ontology annotation, biological process: sphingomyelin catabolic process; ceramide biosynthetic process. Lineage: Eukaryota; Metazoa; Chordata; Actinopteri; Esociformes; Esocidae.